UUUUCCUCCAAUCAUCAUCACUGAUCCAGACGCUCUUACAGACGAUACAACGUCCUCCCGGUGAGCUUCAUUAAACGGUUCUCCUCCUCUCCGGCCCUGCCCGGUCCUUCUGCCUCCUCCGGCGGUUCGACAUCACGUUAAUCCCGACGCGGUGGGGCCAGGUGGGACCAGGUGAGACCAGAUGAAAUCAGGUGGGAUCAGGUGAGACCAGAUGAAACCAGGUGGGGUCAGGUGGGACCAGAUGAAACCAGGUGGGACCAGAUGGGAUCAGGUGAGACCAGAUGAAACCAGGUGGGAUCAGGUGAGACCAGGUGAAACCAGGUGAGACCAGAUGAAACCAGGUGGGACCAGAUGGGAUCAGGUGGGGCCAGGUGAGACCAGAUGAAACCAGGUGGGACCAGAUGGGAUCAGGUGGGGCCAGGUGAGACCAGAUGAAACCAGGUGGGAUCAGGUGAGACCAGAUGAAACCAGUUUGGUCUCCAUGAUGACAUAGGAUUCUGCUCCAUCAGCUGAUGAAGAUAAUGUGAUGUGGUUGAAAGCACUGGAUGCAGCUUCGUUCAUGGAUACAGAUGAAAUGAUGCCGUCAUCACUGCGGUGACAGCAGAGAGAGAAGCAGGGCCUGAUCAUGGGAGACAGAAAGAGAUCACAAUGUGCCGAAAUCUGACCAAAUAUGCCGUCAUCUUCUUCUUCCUAGCGCUGUCUGGCCUCAUCUUCCUGCUGCGCAACAUCCACACUGUAGAGAACUGGAACUGUCACACUAUUUCCACCCUCUACCAGCUGCAAAGCCGGAUCCAAUCGUCCUUCAUCCCCGUCAAUCUUCCUCCUUUUUACCACAACCGUACCUUCUGCUCCCACCUGGGCCAGAAACCGUCCCCCGAAGAUGAAGUGGAAGAGCGCUACCUGCUGGACUCUAUCUCCUGGCCCGGCCCUCCGUCUCACUCGUCUCCGCCCACCCUGCGUCAGACCAGUGACCCGGUGCACAGCCUGUUCGCCAUCCUUCCCAGUAAGGAGGGAAGGGAGUGGCAUGUGGGCGACCAGCUGGAGGUCCUCGUUCAGAUGCACGACUUCCUGGGUCGCCCCAAACGCUACGGUGGGGAUUUCCUCCUGGCCAGACUGCACUCCCCGGAGCUGGGAGCAGGCGUAGCGGGGAAGGUGGUGGACCACAGGAACGGGUUUUAUUCUGCUCUGUUCCCCCUCCUCUGGGAGGGAAGUGCACAGGUUGAGGUCGUGAUGGUGCACUCCAGCGAGGCCGUGGCCGUGCUACGACGGCUGAGGGAGGAACGACCCGACCGGGUGUUCUUCAAGAGCCUGUUCCGCCUGGGCUUCUUGUCGGAAACCACCGUGUGCAACAUGUGUUUACCCCCCGACCAGCCGCUGUGCAACUACACGGACCUGUACACAGGAGAGCCCUGGUACUGCUACAAGCCCAAGAUGCUCAGCUGUGACACCAGAAUCAACCACGCCAAAGGAGGCUACUUGAAACACCUCAUCACCAACAAGGAGGCGUUGCUCUUCCAGAGUGGUGUAAACAUCAAAGUUCACAUAUAUCCUUCAGGAACUCACAAAAUCAGCGUUCAGCCGCAGAGAGAUAAAGCAGAGGAAGAAAACAGCAGCAUAAACCCAGAGGACACUCAGCUGGGAGCUUCUGGAUAUUACUACGAAGACUCGUGGAGGCCUUUAGGGGGCGCUACUAUGCGUCAGUUCAAUCAGUCAUCCGCCGUCGCUCAGUGUUUGCAGAACAAAGUCAUCAACAUGUAUGGAGACUCCACAGUCCGCCAAUGGUUUGAGUACCUCAUUGCUUUUGUUCCAGAUUUAAAGGAGUUUGACCUCCACAGUCCUAAAAACGUUGGUCCGUUCAUGGCCGUGGACAGCACCCACAACAUCCUGGUUAGGUACCGCUGCCACGGCCCUCCCAUCCGCUUCACCACCGUCAUGUCCAGCGAGCUGCGCUACAUUUCCAAUGAGCUGGACGGCCUCGCCGGGGGCUCCGACACUGUGGUGGUCCUCAGCAUCUGGGCCCACUUCAGCACCUUUCCAGUGGAGGUGUACAUCCGACGGCUUCGCCACAUCCGACGGGCGCUGGUCAGACUGCUGGACCGAGCACCGGAGACGCUGGUGGUGAUCCGCUCGGCCAACCUCCAGGCUCUGGACCAGGAGGUGAGCCUCUACAACAGCGACUGGUUCUCCCUGCAGCUGGACGUGGUGCUCAGAGCCAUGUUCAAGGGCCUGAACGUCCUGCUGGUGGACGCCUGGCAAAUGACUGCAGCUCACCAUCACCCCCACGCCCUCCAUCCCCCCCCAGCCAUCGUCAAGAACAUGAUAGACACGCUUCUGUCUUAUGUUUGCCCCGACAACACCAAGAGCCAGAAAUAGGAGCUCAGAGAGGACAGUGGGUCUUUUAUUGAAGGAAACUGAGGACUUUAUUGUGUGAAUCAGUCAGUUCUUCACUUCUUUCUUCAGCUUCUUCUUCUUCUAAGCUGCAACCCUUUAACUGCCGUCCUCACCAAGAGACUUUAGACUUGGAGUACUUUCUUGUUAAGUAAAGGUUGCUGAAGCAGAGUAACGGCUUUAGAAUAACAACACCAUUGGAUUGAUUUCCUGUAUGAACACUUUCACUAUGCAAUUCUUUCUAUCGCUGGGAAAUGAAGGCUCAGAUUCUGGCACAAAGGAAGCCUGUCUUCAAAUCAAAACACAAAGAGGACAACGCUUCUCAUUUCCAUGGUAGCUGGUGGUGGAACAUCUGGAGUACCAGUGGAAACUUUACCCAACAAAAGACAAAGAGCCACAACAAUCAGAAAAAUAGAAAGAGGUCUGGAUUUGAGGGUUCAGAACCGACAUUCUGUUCCAGAACCUGCCUGUUUAUUAUCACAGAUGAGUCUUUAUGCCUUCAUCACAGCAUCGAGAUCCAGGUUUCUGUUUACCUGGGAUUCUUACAGGUGUUUCUUGCUGUGGACAGGACUGUUCAUGGCUCCAUUCCAGACUAAUUGAGUUCAUAAACAUAAUUUUUCUCCAGUUCCACCCUGACACCAACCCCUGCUGUGGUCUCUGCUUUAGAGUAUGUUGUUACUCCAUUUUACGUUGGAUUCUUCCAGUUAAUCUUACCUCUAAGUGCCGCUGCUUGUCUCGUGUCCGGUGGAGCUGCUAGUGUCGAGGCUCUGAGGAAAAUGGAAGACGAUGUGAUGCUAUUUGGAACCGAAGUUCAAAAUCUGUCUGUUGCCACUUUAAUUCUGAUCCCCCCCAAAGUUUAGUUUGUACUUGGAAAGCCAAAGACUUUGGCAGCGAUUGCUAACGCUCUCUGGUUUUGUUACCAAAGUGUUUGUUGUUGGUUGUAUUUAUGUUUGUUUAUUUGCUUUUAUUCAUAAGUUUUGCCAAAGCUGAAGACUCUUGAGUUCUCGUUUCAAAGAUGCUUCUCAGGCUGUUUCUGUCUCUUUGUGUUUUGUGUAAAAACUACAAACUUGGACCCACUGUGGUGAAAUGCUACUUGUGUAUGCGUCCAUUUUUUUCUUCAUUAUUUUAAAAUGCUUUUUGCAUGUUUACAGCACACAAUAAAACCUGUAACUCAUUCUAGCAGACUAAAGGGAAUGAUGCGAUGGAAAUAUGAAUGGGAGGGCUUAAAAUGAACCGUUUUCCAUGAGAUUUUUUUUUUUUUUUUUUACUUGGACAUUUUUCUAGCCUGUCCUUCCAUGUUGUGUCUUUUAUCUGAUGACUGUUCUUACUGACGGAUCAACUCUCAGUCUUUUAGCCUCCUCAGCUCAUAUUUUAGGCAAACAUCAAACCCUGGCAGCGAUGCAUUCAUCAUCAGUUUCUAAUAACAGUUUUGUUAUUACACAUUUUAUAUUACAAAGGCAAAAAAAGAAAAAAAAUGUUUUAUAUUCAGUUUCAAUUCUGGAUGUUUUCUAUAGACAUUUGAGGCUGAAUCCUGUAUCAUGUUCCUUAUGGAGAGAUUAGAGGAUUAUCAGGUCUGUAUGAUACAAAGAGAACGAUGUGCCUGUUUGUGUUUAAGUCAGUUUGUCCCGGGCAACAAUCAGAGGUUGAAUAAUCGCACACUCUGUUGUAAUUUCUGUAAAUGAACCGCCAUGUUUGCCAGCAUUUGCUACUGUCAGAUGUGUGCUUUUAUAACUCACCAUGGGCAGUUCAUGGGUGGAUUCCACUAUCAUUUGUUUCCUCAGCAGUAAGGAGAGGUCUGAGCUGGUUGGUCUCUGUCAUUUUUAUAGUGAAUAUGAGGCUUAAUCUCAUCGGGACUUUGCUGAUCAUGAGUUGGUGAUGCUUUUGUUGUGAUGCUGUUGUUGAUCUGAGCCUGGACAGUUCAAUAAACCGGAACAACGGGAAUAA
Molecule: messenger RNA, 4332 nt
Organism: Amphiprion ocellaris (clown anemonefish)
Lineage: Eukaryota; Metazoa; Chordata; Actinopteri; Pomacentridae
Gene: nxpe3
Product: neurexophilin and PC-esterase domain family, member 3
Exons: 8
Coding region: 649-2373 (574 amino acids)
Source: RefSeq, a predicted model, not a curated record